AUGCCUGAAUUUCGAGAACCAGUCACCGAUACGGAGCGUGUGCUCCGCGAUGCCUGCAGCUUCGUGCUCCAAGUACCAGCCUCCAACAUCAACCUCGAGCGUUCCUUUGUGGCUAAUGGUGGCGACUCCAUUUCUGCCAUGCGCGUAAGCCCACGCUGCAAGGCAGCUGAAGUAGUCGUUCCGGUAGCCACGCUUCUCACGAACAAGUCACUCGCCGAUGUGGCGGCACACGUUUCUUCGUCCAGUGCUGUGGCGUCUUCGUUUAUCACUCAGUCCAAAGAGCUUGAAGAGGCGGCUACUGGAGUGACUACUGCUUGCCCCCAAACGGAGCCUUUCAGUCUCCUGCAUCUUUCGAAGAGCGAGCUUGACGACCUUCUCGCGCAGAUUGCUCCGACCCUGUGCACUCCGACGAGCCAAGUGCGCGACAUCGCGCCGACGACACACACGCAAGCGCUCUGUGCCGAGGCCGCCAUGUACACGCCGCCUCAAGGCUUCUACAUUUUUUACAUUGACAUACCAGAAUCAGCUCAGCUUGAGACCAUCGCUGCCUUUGCUCAGGAGCUGUGGGAUCAAAUCGAUAUGUUGAGGACAGUCUUUAUCCAACGGCCUGAUUCGAGCGAUCUUUUGCAAGUCGUCACAGCGCAGUCUCCCGCGCCUCUACAAAUCCAUACCGUCAGCGAAACGGAAAAUCUCCACGAGAAAUCCGAACGAAUAUUUGCGGAGAGCAUUCAGUCUACCUUGGAGCCAGGAGCGCUCUGGACAAAGUUUAUAGUGCUUCACCGUUCGGGAAUCCCCACACGCCUGGCCUUGCGCCUAUCUCAUGCACAUUACGACGGGAUGAGUCUCCCUCCACUCUUGGAGUGCCUUGCGGCUACAUUGCAAAAAAAGCCGUGGCCUAUCAUUCCAAAGUUUGUCGACUAUGUUGCCCACGUCUACGAGAAGAACGAACAAACGCUGCAGCAUUGGAGGAUGACACUCCUAGGCUCUAAACCUUUGCCUCUCCAGCCCACAGGAGAUCAGAGCCGGAUAUUGACAAGCACAAGCGUGAUACAAUGUCCUCCCAAGGUGUCUGACUCUACCGAAGCCAGUGUUUUUCUAGCCACAUGUGCCGAGACCCUGGCUCGCCUCCACGACACCCGAGAUGUCCACUUCAGCCUCACAGUUUCUGGUCGGACCCUUCUCCCUGGAAGUCUGGACAACAUAGUCGGCCCUUGCCUCAAUCAGGUGCCUCUGCGAGUGGUAUUGCCACCAGAACCGAGUUUCAUCACGACCGUGGGUCUCGUGCGGCAGGCGCAGCUUGAUAUGCUGCCCGCAGAGAUGGCGACUCUGCAAGAUAUCUACAGAACCUGUACAAAUUGGCCAGAGGAGCAUCAAAAGAUGAUGUACAAUGUCCACUUUCAUGAUCUUGACUCUCGAUCGAUUGACUUGCUCGGCGACGGGGUGCAGACGCCAUUGCUGACACACGAGCCUCGCGGUGUGUGGGAGCACUCUGAAGCGAUUUGGAUGGUUGCUAGCCCUGUAGAUGGCACUUGGCAAAUCGUAUUAAGUGGCAAUGCGUCACACUGUACAUCCGGGUAUUUGGACAAAAUUUCGGACACACUGGCUCUUGUCGUCGCCACGGCAGAUGUAUAG
Messenger RNA from Akanthomyces muscarius, 1632 nucleotides. RefSeq lists its product as uncharacterized. The transcript has a single exon. Bases 1 to 1632 code for a protein of 543 amino acids. Gene Ontology annotation, molecular function: catalytic activity; phosphopantetheine binding. Gene Ontology annotation, cellular component: cytoplasm. Gene Ontology annotation, biological process: secondary metabolite biosynthetic process; amino acid activation for nonribosomal peptide biosynthetic process. NCBI's taxonomy places the organism in Eukaryota, Fungi, Ascomycota, Sordariomycetes, Hypocreales, Cordycipitaceae. The record is from RefSeq and is a predicted model, not a curated record.